GAAACAUCCAUCAGUGAUCAUUCGACUCGAGAAACGCUUACAGAACAAGAAGUUCCAUUUAAUUUGUUUGCCUUACUGGAGCCCGGAAUUCAGAAGAUGGCCGGUUAUCUUGGUAUUCUACUGAUUGCAGUCAUUUUGACGGGCAGUGUUCUGAGGGAAACCCAAGCGGUUUGCUGCCAUCCCAUUUUAAACGGAGGAGGAUACUGCAAGGAUUGUACAAAAUUAAAGUGAGAUUGGUGGGUGGUUCUCAUGCUGGUGAGGGGAGAGUGGAGGUGUACCAUAAUGGUGAAUGGGGCACUGCCUGUGAUGACGGCUGGGAUGUCAACGAUGCCCGUGUGGUCUGCAGAAUGCUCGGUUACAAAACUACGUAUUCCGUAUUCUUUUCUGGCUCUCAUUUCGGUCGAGGUACUGGUUCCAUUCUAAUCAAUAACGUCACUUGCUCUGGGAACGAAUCAUCUAUCCAAGAUUGCGGACACAACGGUUGGAGGUCACAUGACUGUGAUCACACUGAGGAUGCUGGUGUCAGAUGUGUUGCAGCAGGACCUGUUGAAGUGAGAUUGGUGGGUGGUACUCGUGCCGGUGAGGGAAGAGUUGAGGUGUUCCACAACGGUAAAUGGGGCACUGUCUGUGAUGACGGCUGGGAUGACAUCGAUGCCCGUGUGGUCUGCAGAAUGCUUGAUUACAAACCCACGUAUUCCGUAUCAUUUUCCGGCUCUCAUUUCGGUCGAGGUACUGGUUCCAUUCUAAUGGAUAACGUCGCCUGCUCUGGGAACGAAUCAUCUAUCCAAGAUUGCGGACACAACGGUUGGAGGUCACACGACUGUGAUCACUUUAAGGAUGCUGGUGUCAGAUGUGUUGCAGCAGGGCCUGUUGAAGUGAGAUUGGUGGGUGGUGCUCAUGCCGGUGAGGGAAGAGUAGAGGUGUUUUACAACGGUGAAUGGGGCACUGCCAAUGAUGACGGCUGGGAUAACAACGAUGCCCGUGUGGUCUGCAAAGUACCAAAGUAAUCUGUGAGGACGCAGGAGGGAUGAUUGCUACUCUUACCAACGGUAAAUCACCGAUUUACUUGACUCCGCUACUUCGAGCAAAAUCACCACGAAAAGACAAAUUAGACUACGUUCGCCCUCUUAUUAAAACAAAGAAUGUAAAAAUUUGAUGUCGGUCAAAGAAGAGGCCUAGGCUACGUGCUUCAUGGUUUAUUAGAUAGGCCUAUUCAUCGGAUUUUAGUUCAUUAUUAUAGCUUCACCUCGCGAGACCCCUUUUAAAUAUAUUUAAAACACAGCACCCCACGGGUUUCGCGAUCAUGAAGAAAGGGAGUGUAGCAAAGAACCUCAUUAAUGGUCGUAAUAAUUGGUGGUUGCGUUGUAGGCCUAACCUUGUUCAUUUUAGUUGACAGACUAAGCUAGAAGAAAGAACAGAUCAUUAUCGCCUCUCUUUACUUAGGAACAAUAACUGGCUAGUGGCAGCAUUUAUAAGUUCUUUUAUUUAGAAACUUCCGAUCCUUUGUCUGGGACUGCCGUUCAACGCCGUUUAAAUGACGUUCGAGAAACGACGAUAACGACAGAGACGUCCUCGAACAUUUUUGGACUCAGUGAAAAUAAAAAAAAAAUCCGUUAAGAAGUAGUCUUUUAAUGUCCUGGCAAAUAACUUUGCGAUGGCUCAGAGAGUUCUAGAAUGAAUGACAAGAAACGACAUUAGGGUUAAUAAUAGACUAAAACUAUCAGAGUGUAGGCCUGUCUUACUUCAUUUCUAAGACCAUCUUGUGAUACGAGUCAUGCUACACUACAAUAGAGGGGGUAGCAGUGGAUGAUUUAAUACAGGGAUACCAUCGAAAGUUUAUCAAUAGAAA
Lingula anatina is the source of this 1849-nucleotide messenger RNA. RefSeq lists its product as uncharacterized. The record is from RefSeq and is a predicted model, not a curated record. NCBI's taxonomy places the organism in Eukaryota, Metazoa, Brachiopoda, Lingulata, Lingulida, Lingulidae.